This is a messenger RNA of Seminavis robusta, 1186 nucleotides long. The record is from the annotation of a GenBank genome assembly. Lineage: Eukaryota; Bacillariophyta; Bacillariophyceae; Naviculales; Naviculaceae.
CAAACGUUUCUCUAAUCCUUUUAGCGCUUUAACCGCCAAAAUUUUAACCGAUUUCAAAGGGCGAAAUUCCCUUUUAGAUAACAACACACAGCACCAUGGUUUCUUCUCAUCAAGCCGAUGAAGAGUCGUAGUCGCCAUCCCAAUCCCAGUCGGUAAAAUAACAAGCAACUAGUACUGCUAUUGAUAAAACAACAGCCAUGAACCCUCCUCGCAAGCGUCUAGGAGCCGUGGAGCGUCUGGGAAAGAGCUCUGGCCCCGAUCCAAAGGUGUCCCUUUCCUCGCGCAACCUCAACCGUUCGAGAGUUGGAAACCUCUACGAAAAAGCAUCCUCUCGGGGCUCUCGGACCAAGCAAGCUUUGGAGCGUCAUGGAGAGAUCUCUCGUGAUGUAGCCGUGGCACUGGGUGGGAACCAACACAUGCGGGGCACCAAGAAACGAAAAGUAUUUGAUGAAGGCAUGGCUACCUUUGGCGAACAAAUGAAGGACCGAGGCCGAGAACGAGCCAUUCGCAUUCACCAUGCCAAUCUUGAGCGGCGCGCCAAUGCAGCGAAUGGCAGUAUCGUCAAUCCCAAUAAGAAGAAGAAAAACGCUCCUGCGGCAUCCAAAGAAAACUUUCGUUUUGGAUCCUCCACGGCCAUUAUCCCCAAUGCGAAGACAAAAAAUCGUCAGAAUUUUGGAAAGCAACCGUCAUCGGCAGCUAUUCAACCUCCAAAGGCCAGCUCUGGAGGAAAAAAUUCUACGAUGACGAGUCUCCAAAUCGAAAAUGAACGCAAGGCAAAAUCCAUUGAACAAUUGACGCAACAACUGGAUAAUGCCCAGAAGAAGAGCCAACAGGCAGAGCAACACAUUCGGUCUCUGCAAGAAGAGAAUAGUCAGCUCAAAAAGAAGCCGCGCAAACGACAAUCCACUACCAGCCUCAAGAAACAGGGAAACAGCGCUGUAGAUGCCAUUGAGAUUGACUAAAAACAAGAAGGGACCAAGGGUAUAUAUUAUUUCAUGUCUAUUCCCAAUACGGUACGCGCUGUAACUAUUGUGGGCUUGGAUUUAGUGGGGAUAAGGACUCUAAGGGUGGCCUCCUUCAUGCUUGGAUUAUCCAUGACAAGGUGUGCGCUGUGACAGUGCAGUUUUUGGGUUUCUAAGGGUUCCAGAGUCUUUAUUAUUGCAUACUAGUUCAUUGCUCUUGUUUG